This is a messenger RNA of Caenorhabditis briggsae, 948 nucleotides long. Gene Ontology annotation, molecular function: aldose reductase (NADPH) activity. Gene Ontology annotation, cellular component: cytosol. The record is from RefSeq and is a predicted model, not a curated record. The coding region runs from base 1 to 948 and encodes 315 amino acids. Lineage: Eukaryota; Metazoa; Nematoda; Chromadorea; Rhabditida; Rhabditidae. The transcript has 4 exons.
AUGCCCUCCUCUCCAACGAUCACUCUUUCCAAUGGUCAUAAAAUGCCGCAAGUGGGUCUUGGAACAUGGCAAUCAACGCCUGAAGAGGUGAUUUCCGCAGUCAAGGCUGCAAUAAACGCUGGAUAUCGAUUGAUUGACACUGCUUCUGGAUACCGUAAUGAGGAAGCGAUUGGACAAGCAAUUAAGGAGUUGAUCCAGGAAGGAGUCAUCAAAAGAGAGGAGUUGUUUGUUACUACCAAGGCCUGGACCCACGAGAUCGCUCCAGGGAAACUCGAGACUGCCCUCCAUUCAUCUCUCAAAAAACUCCAGCUAGAAUAUGUGGACCUCUACCUCGCUCAUAUGCCAACUGCAACUAAUGAUGAUAUGAGUCAACAAAUCCACGAAUCCGUUGAAGACAUCUGGAAACAAUUCGACGGUGUCUAUAAAGCAGGACUCGCCAAGGGUGUUGGUGUCUCAAACUGGAAUAAUUCUCAAAUUGAGAGAGCUUUGGCCCUAGGAGUAACUCCUGUUCAUAACUCUCAAGUCGAGCUUCACUUGUAUUUCCCACAACACGAUCAUGUGGAUUUCUGCAAGAAGCAUGGAGUCUCUGUAACUUCUUAUUCCACUUUGGGAAGUCCUGGACGUGUGGAGUUUACUCUUCCAAAUGGAAUAAAACCCUUCGGUCCAGCUCCCUCCGAACUCCAAGACUCUAACGUCAUCUCAAUUGCCGAGAAGCAUCACAAAUCGCCAGCUCAAAUCCUACUCCGCUACGCUGUUGAUCGUGGCAUCGCAAUCAUUCCAAAAUCGAUUCAUGCUAACAGAAUCAAGGAAAACUUUGACAUUUUCGAUUUCACUUUGACUCAUGAGGAAAUCGAAAAGUUGGAGGAGAGCAAGACGAAUAGAAGAUUGUUCGCUCAGGAUUUCAUGGCCGGACAUCCAGAAGACGCAUUCGUCGACGAGAGGAACUAG